This is a messenger RNA of Nerophis lumbriciformis (worm pipefish), 1971 nucleotides long. Lineage: Eukaryota; Metazoa; Chordata; Actinopteri; Syngnathiformes; Syngnathidae. The record is from RefSeq and is a predicted model, not a curated record.
GUUGGUGCACUUAUGGAGGCUUCAUUCGGGCCAACCUUCGCAGCUGUGGCUGCUGGAGCUAAAGCAGAAACAUCCAGCACUUACAAACAACAUAGGAGAACCCCCUCAUCCUCUAGCACCUUGACCUACUCCCCUCGGGACGACGACGAUGGAAUGCCACCUAUUGGAACUCCACGAAGGUCAGAUUCAGCCAUCUCAGUGCGAUCUCUCCAUUCGGAGUCCAACAUGUCCCUUCGUUCCACUUUCUCGCUGCACGAAGAGGAGGACGACAUGGAGCCCCAGGUAUUUGCAGAACAGCCGUCAGUAAAACUGUGCUGCCAGUUGUGCUGCAAUGUUUUCAAGGACCCGGUUAUCACCACUUGUGGACACACUUUCUGCAGACGAUGUGCCUUGACCUCAGACAAGUGUCCAGUGGAUGCAGCGAAGCUGACAGUUGUAGUGAACAACAUUGCGGUUGCUGAGCAGAUUGGAGAGCUUUUCAUACACUGUAAAUACGGCUGCAGGGCCACUGUCACUGGUGCAGGUGCUGGCGGGGCCUCCAACGCCACUGCGGCGGGGAAGCCCGGGGCACAUGAGGUGGACCCAGUGGGUUGCCCGUUCACUAUCAAACUAUCUGCACGCAAAGAACACGAAACCAGUUGUGACUACAGGCCUGUCCGGUGCCCUAACAACCCCUCCUGCCCCCCGCUGCUCACAAUGAACCUGGAGGCGCACCUCAAAGAAUGCGAACACAUCAAAUGUCCUCACUCAAAAUAUGGGUGUACUUUUAUUGGUAACCAGGAUACAUAUGAAACACACCUGGAAAUGUGUAAAUUUGAAGGGCUGAAGGAGUUUCUGCAGCAGACUGAUGACAGAUUCCAUGAAAUGCAGCUGACUUUAGCUCAGAAGGACCAAGACAUUGCUUUCCUCCGCUCAAUGUUGGGCAAACUCUCUGAGAAAUUAGAUCAGCUAGAAAAAAACCUGGAGCUCAAAUUCGACAUGCUAGAUGAGAAUCAGAGUAAACUGGGUGAGGACCUUAUGGAAUUUCGCAGGGACGCCUCUAUGCUCAAUGAUGAACUGUCCCACAUAAAUGCUAGACUCAACAUGGGCAUCCUGGGCUCAUACGAUCCUCAGCAGAUUUUCAAGUGUAAAGGGACAUUCGUUGGUCAUCAGGGACCUGUUUGGUGUCUGUGUGUCUACUCCACUGGAGACCUGCUCUUUUCUGGCUCAUCAGACAAGACUAUCAAGGUAUGGGACACGUGCACUACCUACAAAUGUCAAAAAACCCUGGAAGGACACGACGGCAUCGUGCUGGCGCUCUGCAUCCAGGGAAACCGUCUCUACAGCGGCUCUGCAGACUGCACCAUCAUCGUGUGGGACAUCCAGACUCUUCAAAAAGUCAACACCAUUCGUGCCCAUGACAACCCCGUUUGUACACUGGUUUCAUCCCACAACAUGUUAUUCAGUGGCUCUCUCAAGGCAAUUAAGGUCUGGGAUAUUGUGGGGACUGAGUUGAAGCUGAAGAAAGAGUUAACCGGGCUGAAUCACUGGGUCAGAGCACUGGUGGCGUCCCAGAACCACCUGUACAGCGGAUCAUAUCAGACCAUCAAGAUUUGGGACAUCCGUUCCUUAGAAUGCGUUCACGUGUUGCAGACAAGCGGGGGUAGUGUCUACUCUAUCGCCGUCACCAAUCAUCACAUUGUUUGUGGCACCUAUGAAAAUCUCAUUCAUGUUUGGGACAUUGAGUCCAAAGAGCAAGUGCGCACACUGACCGGUCACGUGGGGACCGUUUAUGCUCUUGCCGUCAUCUCCACACCUGACCAGACCAAAGUGUUCAGUGCCUCCUAUGACCGUUCUCUCAGGGUGUGGAGCAUGGACAACAUGAUCUGCACCCAGACCCUGCUCAGACAUCAGGGCAGCGUCACAGCUCUGGCUGUGUCCCGAGGUCGCCUAUUCUCUGGAGCGGUGGACAGCACAGUGAAGGUAGCGUAG